CUGGCGGGGAUCGUCUCCGCCCGCUUGACGACCGUGUUCCGGCGUCUGACCAUCCAGAACGCGACCGCCAGGGCCGUGAUCCCAAUAGCCCCCAUCGUAAUACCGACCCCGAGGCCGAUCCUGGCUGCCGUUCCUAGCCCAUCGCCAGAGGAUGCGGAGCUGCCGCCCGAAGCAGCUGAAUCAUCCUUGCUCCCCCCCGAAGCUGUAGUGGUUGCCGCGGCACUGGAAGCUGAGGCAGAAGAGACGAGUGUCGAUGUUGACAGAGAGGUGCUCUCUGUGGGACCCCCGAGCGUGAUCUCCCCCGUCCCUUCUGACCCGGUCGUCGGGUUCGACCCGGAGCUUGAACCAGUCGUGGAUAGCGAGGAGGUCACCUCCGAUGAUGAAGAGGGCGUCGUCGAGGAAGAGCUAGUCGAGGAGCUAGUAAUUGAGGCGCCGAGGCUGAAUGUCGAGGCUGUUGCUCUCUUCCCGCUGGCUACCUUGAACCAGCCGCUGUUCCAGCCUAUGUCAUUUGGAUUUUCUUUACUUCUCAGGUUGAACCAGCAACUGUCCGAGCUCGUGUAA
Molecule: messenger RNA, 561 nt
Organism: Clonostachys rhizophaga
Lineage: Eukaryota; Fungi; Ascomycota; Sordariomycetes; Hypocreales; Bionectriaceae
Source: the annotation of a GenBank genome assembly